Molecule: messenger RNA, 330 nt
Organism: Cooperia oncophora
Lineage: Eukaryota; Metazoa; Nematoda; Chromadorea; Rhabditida; Trichostrongylidae
Source: the annotation of a GenBank genome assembly
AUGAAAGCGUUCGAACAAGGUCUGCUCUCAUUCGAUGCUUUACGAGACGAGGACAUCUUCGAAAUUCAGCACCACCAUCUGUUGCAGUGCUUGGAGAAGGCAACGGAGCGAGAAUUUGUCGAAAGUGAUGUGGCGUUCGACGGCGGUCACUCGACGCCGCCCAUCUCUGAAACAUCGUCGCUAAGCAGCGUGAAAAAGUCAAAACGUCGACGAAAGUGGUGUGCUUUGUUGGUAAUGCUAACCCUCUUCAAAGAAGUGAAAUCAUCAAAAUUCAGGUGUUGCGGAAAAGAAGAAGACGAGACAACGGAAGAAGAUGAACGACCAACCUAG